GUUAGAACGUCGAUCGACUCCGGUAAUGCAUAACAAGAGUGGAAAUAAUAGAAAUAGUAGAGCUUCGUAUAGUUGUUUGAUUCAACGUGGAUUACUGUGCGGGACGGCUUUAUGAAACACAAUGUCUCGCUCAAUACUACCAAUCCUUUUCACGUGUUAAUUUGAAUACGUGCUAAUUGGAAUAUCAGAAUAAACAAACGUUGAGCAAUCGAUACGAAAAUUUACAAGGAAUCUAGCCCGCGAGAAAGAAGAUAACUAUUUGAAUUUUGGUCGGAAUUGUCGAUGAUGUUAAUCGUGUAAUUCAUGUAAAGAAGAAAAUAAAACUCUCAAAGAUGAAAAUAUUUGCGGCUCCGGAAUGCCUGUCCGACGCGGUAGCGCCGCUUGUGACUAUGAACUACCUAGCAGGACUUCGGAUUUUCAAGUAUCCUCGUGGAAAACUACGCAUCGUUCUCAGCCUGAUCUACCUUCUGCUCCUAUCCAGCAUCUUCUGCGUAUCCAUGUAUAUGGAAUAUAAAUUCUACAAACAAAUGACCCUACUGAAGCUAGAGCACAUCUUGUAUGAGUUCGUAUUAUAUAUAUGUGCUUUCGUCACACUGUACGAAAUGGUUCUUGGUUAUUUUUACACGAAGACAAUCAACGCAUGUUAUCAAAAAAUCACCAAAAUCGACGAAACGUUGCGACAACUUGGAUCAACGUUUAACUACAGCGAAAUGUACUUUUUGUCAAUCGGAGCUGUAAUAAUCUGGUUUCUGUAUAUCCUCUGCUCAGUUAUCGUAGUAACGGUAGAGAUGAGGAAGUCUGUGGCAGAUGUGUCAACCAUGAUAUGGAUAAUUAUAGCAGACGUGCAUACAUUCAACAUCGGUCUCGUCCUAAUUUUCGAAUUUUCAAUAUUCGUGAGAUGUCUGCAAACGAGAUUCAAAUUAGUUAAUGAACUUCUGAAAGAAAGCGUGUCGACGGCGAAAAAGAAAAAAUCUCUGGAUAUCUCUGUUACGGAGGAUCAUACCAAAAUCAUGGAUAGCGAGCAAAGCCAGAACAUUCUUUCUACAGAGGUGUCAUCUCAGUUGAAUCUGCAGUCUCGAAUACGAACUUCUAUAUUGAGAAAACGUAAUCUCGUUAGAUCGAGGACUCGGUCUGCUCUGUCGUCCCAAUUCCAAAAGCAAUUGCAAAUGGAACUUCAGAAUCAAUCCAAUAACCAAUUCAGAGAUUCAAGUUCAGUCCAAAGAUCAGUUACGGCCGCACAAUACCAGACAAACAUACACUUAUUGCAAACGAUCAGGCAGGUGCAUCUGGAACUGUGUAGGGUACUAAAGAGUCUGUGCAUCAGCUUUGGCGUACAGAUCGCUUCGGAAAUCGGAAUCUGCAUCAUUUAUUUCACUCUAUUUUUAUAUGAAUUAUACAACAAUAUCUAUCAGUGGCGAGUAGCUACAAAGGGCAGCCUAAUAGAUCAAAUAUCUGGUCAGAUAAUAGUAGCAAGCGAUUACGUACUAGAAAUCGUUCUCGUAAGCAUCGUUUGCAAGCAUGCGGCCAACGAGGGAAAAAAGACCAGCGCGAUCAUCCAAGAGAUUUACGGAUGUUGCCCGGAUAUCGAUAUACGAGAAGAGAUUCAACAGUUUAAUAUUCAGAUAGCACAGAGCCCGGUGGAGUUUUUCACGUUUGGUAUCUCCUUAAAUUACCAGCUUCUUGGCUCGUGUCUGAAAACUGUAACGACUUAUCUGGUUAUCAUGAUACAGAUGAGCGACUCUCUGGAGUCAAGAAAAACAUUUGAAAGACAAAGAGCCAUUAAGGAAUUUUAGAUAUUUGGAAAUAACUGUGUUUUGGCAUCUUCCUGUGUAUUAAACGAUUACAGUCGAAUAAAGUUUAUUCAUUAAAUAUUAUUUAGAUAUCCCAACGAUCAAGGAAGAGAUCAAGUGGUGUUGCCUUAGAUACAAGGAUCGAUUAGAAUCACACCCCAACGCUCUGACGAAGAUUCUAAGAGAAGAAAGAACAAUUUUCCAUCGAUUGAAAAGAAAAGGCUUAGCAAGAUCUUGCAUAACUAGUCAUUACUCUUAGAGUAGUACCAAUGGACACACCUUAAAAUUUCACAUUUAUUUAUUUUAUCUCAUUAUUAACGUAAACUUGA
Dinoponera quadriceps is the source of this 2119-nucleotide messenger RNA. RefSeq lists its product as uncharacterized. Gene Ontology annotation, cellular component: dendrite; membrane; axon. Bases 333 to 1793 code for a protein of 486 amino acids. The record is from RefSeq and is a predicted model, not a curated record. Gene Ontology annotation, biological process: sensory perception of taste. The transcript is spliced from 9 exons. Lineage: Eukaryota; Metazoa; Arthropoda; Insecta; Hymenoptera; Formicidae.